Drosophila suzukii is the source of this 1387-nucleotide messenger RNA. It is a transcript of the gene Tcs4, whose product is annotated as Threonyl-carbamoyl synthesis 4. The record is from RefSeq and is a predicted model, not a curated record. Gene Ontology annotation, biological process: tRNA threonylcarbamoyladenosine modification. Gene Ontology annotation, cellular component: mitochondrion. Lineage: Eukaryota; Metazoa; Arthropoda; Insecta; Diptera; Drosophilidae.
GAUUGCUUGUUGUUUUACCCACCCUAUUAUGCAUGCACUCAGGUGUUUAGCCGGCAAUGGAAUUCCAGUUGGAAAAGCUUUUGGAGUUGGGGUCAGACGCCGCCUCAGCUAUGUCCUGGGUAUCGAGACCUCCUGCGACGACACGGGCAUCGCCAUCGUGGACACCGCCGGCCGGGUGAGGGCGAAUGUGCUAGAGUCCCAGCAGGAGUUCCACACGCGAUACGGCGGCAUCAUUCCACCCAGGGCCCAGGACCUGCACCGCGCCCGCAUUGAGUCAGCAUUCGAGCGCUGCCUGGCGGAGGCUCAACUGGAGCCGGAUGAGCUGACGGCCAUUGCGGUGACCACGCGUCCCGGGCUGCCACUAAGCCUGCUGGUGGGCCUGCGCUUCGCCCGGCAUCUGGCCCGUCGCCUGCAGAAGCCCCUGCUGCCCGUCCACCACAUGGAGGCGCAUGCCUUGCAGGCCCGCAUGGAGCAUCCGGAGCAGAUUCCCUUCCCGUUUCUCUGCCUGCUGGCCAGCGGCGGUCACUGCCAGCUGGUAAUGGUCCACGGACCAGGUCGCCUCACCCUUCUUGGCCAAACGCUGGACGAUGCGCCCGGCGAGGCCUUCGACAAGAUCGGACGCCGACUGCGCCUGCACAUCCUGCCCGAGUAUCGCCUGUGGAACGGCGGCAGAGCCAUCGAGCACGCCGCCCAGCUGGCCAGUGAUCCGCAGGCCUACGACUUUCCGCUGCCACUUGCCCAGCAGCGCAACUGCAACUUCAGCUUUGCCGGCAUCAAGAACAACUCCUUCCGCGCCAUACGGACGCGCGAGCGGCUGGAGCGAACGCCACCGGACGGAGUCAUCAGCAACUACGGCGACUUCUGCGCCGGUCUGCUGCGCGCCGUCAGCCGGCACCUGAUGCACCGCACCCAGCGGGCCAUCGAGUACUGCCUUCUGCCGCAGGUGCAGGAGCUCUUUGGCGACUCCCCGCCCACACUGGUCAUGUCCGGCGGGGUGGCCAAUAACGAUGCCAUCUACGCUAAUAUCGCACACCUGGCCGCCCAGUACGGAUGGAGGAGCUUCCGGCCGUCCAAACGCUACUGCUCCGACAAUGGGGUGAUGAUCGCCUGGCACGGGGUGGAGCAGCUCCUGCAGGGCAAGGAGGGCAGUCUGCGCUUCGACUACGACCAGAUCGAGAUCCAGGGCAGCGCGGGAUUCGCGGAAUCGCAAGAGGAGGCUGUCACCGCGGCGGCACUUAAGUGCAAGUGGAUCCAGCCACUGUGCUUAUGAUCCCAUCUGGUCAAAGCUGAUGUUACUGUUUUUGUUUUCUUAUGAGAAGUUAGAGUUAGACUUUCUUUAAAAAGUUUAAUAUUGUUAUUAGAGGAAAUUAAAUCUUUUAAAUUGUAA